Molecule: messenger RNA, 1696 nt
Organism: Myxozyma melibiosi
Lineage: Eukaryota; Fungi; Ascomycota; Lipomycetes; Lipomycetales; Lipomycetaceae
Product: cytochrome P450
Exons: 1
Coding region: 98-1636 (512 amino acids)
Molecular function (GO): oxidoreductase activity, acting on paired donors, with incorporation or reduction of molecular oxygen; iron ion binding; steroid hydroxylase activity
Source: RefSeq, a predicted model, not a curated record
UGCUCAUCGCUGCUCAUCCCAACUCUUCUCUUCUUCUUCCUUUACUUCAGCAACAGCAACUCGCAGAAAGAAGAACAGAAGAACAGAAGAACAGAGAAUGAUGGACCUCUGGCACACCCUCGUCUCCAUCCUCUUCAUCCUCGCCCCCGUCUUCCUCUACCACAAUGUCGCCCUCCGCUCAACCUCCGCCGAACCCCCACUGAUCAAAGGCCGACUGCCCUUCAUCGGCGUCGCGCUCAACUUUGUCUCGGAUCCGCAGCCGCUGCUCGAGAAAAUGCGCGCAAAACUCGGCUGGAUAUACACCCUCUACCUCGGUGGACGGCGCAUGACGAUUGUGUCGGACCCUGUCCUCGGUAUCAGGCAGGUCUACUCCCAGGGCAGGAUAUUCGACGCCGGCGAGUUCUUUCGAUACCUCAACAUCAAGCUUUUUAACUACACCGAGCGCAUAAACAGCAACUCGGAGUUUCAAGAAGCUCUCGUCCGUCACGUCAUCACGUACCUCUCCUCUCCGGCAAACAUCGACGCCAUCGCCAAGGACCUGCAAGCCGAGUACCGUGUCCUCGUCGACGAGAACUCCCCCUUCUGCAACGACGACUACACUCUGCAAAACGGCACCACCGUCGAUCUCUACGGCUUUGCCCGCAAGACAAUGUACGUCUCCGCCGCCUACGCCGUCUUUGGCAAAUCCUUCCCCGCAGACUCGCUCUACCGCAACUACAUCAACUUUGAAGAUUCCCUCCUGCGCUUCAUCAAGGGGUAUCCCUACGUCUUCAACCGCUCCGGCCAGGACGCUCGGAAAGCGGUGCUCGCCGACCUCGGCGACUUCUUCAUUGACCAGGAGAAAGCCUCGCGCUCGUCGCCGUUCAUCACCGGGAUCUCGGCGCUGUUUGACAAGUUUGGGUAUAUGACCCGCGAGGAUCUGUCGGGGUACUUCCUCUCGAUUGUGUUUGCGAGCAAGUCAAACAGCAUCCCGAUCGCGUUCUGGUACCUCGCCUUCAUCGUGCACGAUCCCGAGUUCAAAGCCGAGAUCAUCGAGCUGAUCAAGAAAAACUACGUCAAGGAAACCAAAGACUUUGACUGGAAAGCCCUGUACUCCGACCCGCUCCUCAACUCGGCUUUCAAAGAAACAACCCGUCUAGCAUCAAACAUCACCUCCGGCCGCGCAAUCACCCGCGACGCAAUGAUCAAAGUCGCAGACUCAAAAGACCGCACAAAGUCAAAAGAGUACUACCUCCGCAAAGGCGACAGCGUCCUCAUCCUCUCCAGUCUCACGCACUGGGACCCCGACGCGUUCCCUGACCCAAUGGCAUGGCACGCGCGCCGCUUUCUCCCCGAUUCCUCUUCCUCCAGUAAUCCUCUCGUGCCGCACGAGCACGCGGACAAGGACACCAAAGAGCCGCAGUGGAGAGCGUAUAUUCCUUGGGGCGGCGGCGGGCACAUGUGUCCUGGCCGGCACCUGGCGAUCGUGGAGGCGGUCACGCAGCUCGUUUACAUGCUGUGGUAUUUCGAUAUUGAGCCGGUGUCGAAAACUGUGCCGAAGAUGAAGGUGGGUGAGAACUACGGCGGUGGUGUGUUGAAGCCUGCGUCGGCCUACACUGUCAAGAUCAGAAGGAGAUCCGAGCCGUUAGUUUCAUAGAUGCAUUGUACACAUUACUACGUAUAGACAAGUAUAGACAAGAACAGAUCUCAUUUCAUA